Messenger RNA from Phycodurus eques (leafy seadragon), 1342 nucleotides. RefSeq names its product general transcription factor IIB (gene gtf2b). Gene Ontology annotation, cellular component: nucleus; transcription preinitiation complex. Gene Ontology annotation, biological process: transcription preinitiation complex assembly; transcription initiation at RNA polymerase II promoter. The transcript is spliced from 7 exons. Lineage: Eukaryota; Metazoa; Chordata; Actinopteri; Syngnathiformes; Syngnathidae. Gene Ontology annotation, molecular function: RNA polymerase II general transcription initiation factor activity; TBP-class protein binding. The coding region runs from base 54 to 1010 and encodes 318 amino acids. The record is from RefSeq and is a predicted model, not a curated record.
GGUACCUCCGUUGUCAGCGGUUUGUUUCUUUGACAGACGCUUGUGCUUACGCUAUGGCGUCGACAAGCCGUGGAGAUGGAUCGACCCUUCCUAGAGUUCAGUGUCCCAACCACCCCGAUGCCAUUCUGGUGGAGGACUACCGAGCAGGGGACAUGAUUUGCCCCGAUUGUGGUCUUGUCGUAGGUGAUCGAGUGAUUGACGUUGGCUCUGAGUGGAGGACGUUUUCCAAUGAGAAAGCCCUUAAAGACCCGUCCAGAGUGGGAGAUGCCCAGAACCCACUGCUGAAUGGAGGAGACCUCACCACCAUGAUCAGCAAGGGAACUGGCGCCGCAAGUUUUGACGAGUUUGGCAACUCCAAGUACCAGAACCGGCGCACCAUGAGCAGCUCGGACCGCGCCAUGCUCAACGCCUUCAAAGAGAUCACCACCAUGGCGGAUCGCAUCAACUUGCCGAGGAACAUCAUAGACAGAACCAACAACCUAUUCAAGCAAGUUUAUGAACAGAAGAGCCUAAAGGGCAGAGCGAAUGACGCCAUCGCAUCGGCUUGCCUCUACAUCGCCUGCAGACAAGAAGGUGUCCCGAGAACUUUUAAAGAGAUCUGCGCUGUGUCCCGCAUCUCCAAGAAGGAGAUCGGCCGCUGCUUCAAGCUGAUCCUGAAGGCCCUGGAGACCAGCGUGGACCUGAUUACCACUGGAGACUUUAUGUCCCGCUUCUGCUCCAACCUAGGCCUGCCCAAGCAGGUGCAGAUGGCCGCCACUUACAUCGCCAUGAAGGCCGUGGAGCUGGACCUGGUGCCCGGCAGGAGCCCCAUCUCCGUGGCUGCCGCCGCCAUCUACAUGGCUUCGCAGGCCUCCGCCGAGAAGAAGACGCAGAAAGAAAUUGGAGACAUCGCCGGUGUUGCAGACGUCACUAUCCGACAGUCGUACCGGCUCAUCUACCCUCGCGCCGCAGAACUUUUCCCUCCGGACUUCAAAUUCGACACACCUGUCGACAAGCUGCCCCAACUGUGAAAAGAUGAUCUCCUCCAGCAGGACGACAUUGUCUGCUACUUUCACCAUUGCUCCUUUUUUUCUUUUUUUUUUUGUCGUUGGUUUUUCUUGUACCCAAAAUUUCAAGCCUUUGUCAAGGCACCCUCACAGCAGACACGUGGACACACACAUUCCAGUGAUUGUGAGAGAAGAACUGUACCCGUUGACGGACAUGUUCAAGUGGGGAAAGUGCUUGCAAUUUUAGGCUGCUUUCAUACUGUAUACAUCCAUUUUUUGUAGGAAAGUGUUCUCCUGUUUUGUUUGAACUGUAAUUUAAAAAAAAAAUAAAACCUUUCAUUGGAAUUGAGACUAAA